This is a messenger RNA of Prorocentrum cordatum, 1230 nucleotides long. NCBI's taxonomy places the organism in Eukaryota, Dinophyceae, Prorocentrales, Prorocentraceae. The record is from the annotation of a GenBank genome assembly.
UCCAUCUGUUCGCAUGGCGGAAUUCAAGGGUACGAAUGGGUUUCGCGCUAAUUCUUUCCAGCCACGGUAGCUGAGCCCUACGCGUUCGAAAGUUAGCGGCAGGAGCGUGGGGUCGCGUGGGCGAUGCAGGCGUUAAUUGGGGAGGUGGCGCAGGAUGGCAUCGGCAGCCCCGUCAGGAUGAAGGUGAAGAUCGGCGCGCCCGCGAAGCGCAGGAAGCCCAAGGAGCCGCACUUCGAGGACGGCGACAAGGAGAAUAUCGAGAACCUCAAAGAGUCCCACGACCGUCGCGGCAAGCAGCAUGAGCUCGGGGGCGUCGUCGCGAUGGCUGAGGGCGUCUUGCAGGAUUCGAAGCGGCAGGACAAGUUCAACGGCGGCGGCAAGGAUAAGAUCGAGGACGGCGUGAAGGUGUUGGUGGGCGGCGCGGCGACUUUCUGCGAGGAGCGUGAGGCCAAGCGGAAGGAGCAGGAAGGCACCGUCAAACACUGCACGAUGUUCAAGGGUUCGGGCGACUCGACGGCGUUGGCCGACGUGGUUCCGCUUGGCCGGACGGUCCUGCGCGCGGCGGCGCUGCCCCUGGCCCGUGCUCGGCCGUCGGCCGCUGAGGCCGCCGCCGCGCAGGCUAGGCUCCCGAGCCGUCAGGUGGAGGGCUCGGAGCAGAAGGCGGCCGUGGGCUCCGAUGGGCUUGGCGAGCCUCUGCGUGCCCCCACGCCCCUGAUGGCCGAAGGCGCGACGCUGCGCGGGCAUGCUGCUCGCGGAGGCGUUCUAGGCCGAGGCCGAGGCCGCGCGGCGGGCACUGGAGCGGCGCCAGGCGGAGUGGCGGCGCUGCUGUGCUGCUGCGGAUGCGGCGGAGACCCAGCUUAGUGGAUGCUGCGGAUGCUGCGGAUGCGGCCUGAGUGGAUGCGGCGGCCAGGAUCGAGGUUAGGUUGGUCUCCUCGGCUACCUUCGCGCAGGCCAGCCGUAGGCGGUAUCGGCGCGUCUUGCGAUGGUGCCGCCUGGUGGCUAGGGGCGAGCGGGCGGCGGCGGCGGCGGCCCGCGAGGGCGGCCAGGGCGCGGCCCGCAACAUUGCAUGAAUUCGCCCACGGCCCUCGCUGCCCAUGAAGAGCCAAAAAUGCCCGCACCGUGCCCCGCUGUGCGCGCCGCCAACUGGUUGUAAGUAAUCGAAUAUCCUGGCGUUGUUCCUCCGAGUCGGGAUCUGCUGGGGCCCGUCUCGGGCCCAGGGGCCGCGCCGGG